This is a messenger RNA of Coregonus clupeaformis (lake whitefish), 3396 nucleotides long. It is a transcript of the gene rgs7bpa, whose product is annotated as regulator of G protein signaling 7 binding protein a. The record is from RefSeq and is a predicted model, not a curated record. NCBI's taxonomy places the organism in Eukaryota, Metazoa, Chordata, Actinopteri, Salmoniformes, Salmonidae. Gene Ontology annotation, cellular component: neuron projection; nucleus; postsynapse. The transcript has 5 exons. The coding region runs from base 1231 to 1602 and encodes 123 amino acids. Gene Ontology annotation, biological process: G protein-coupled receptor signaling pathway.
CUGCAGGAUUAUUUUCCUGCUGUAGAAAACUGGUUCAAAUUAAGAUCCUACAUCUGUACCAUUACAGGUAAUUGACCAGCUUUUCAGAUCCCUCCAAAACAUGCUGAAAUUUCAGGCGGUCUUUUCAAACAGCUCUUACACUAAAAGGGCAUUAUCACAAUUUUGCAGUAUUAUUCCAACCUCAUAGUGUGGACACAUAUAUACAUCACAGGAAAAUCACGUUUUUGACUGCACUGGGUACCAUUCCACGUAAAGUACUUCAUAUGCUCUUUUGAUAGCCUGGUCCUAUUUGUAUGUGCUUUAGCCAAGUGCAAAAGCUAAUAGCACAUACUAAACUUGUGUUCCAAGAAUGUGCAAAGUUGUAAGGGAUGACCAAGCAUGCAAUGGGAGACAACUGAAUAGGGUGCAAAUAUUAGGGGAUUUAUUUUCCCAAACUUGAAGUUGUUUACAAAGUAAGAUACUGUAUAUCAAAAACCAUAGUACCAGAGAGGAAGAGGCGAAGGGCGAGGUUUUAUUCAGCUCAAAAUCUUUCCACGAAAAUAAGCCCACGAAGUGGGGACUUUAUGUAUGGAGGUCAAUGAGUGUCGAAUUUGUUCAUAAAAAAAAGGAAUUGCUAAUUUGCUACGGAAAGGUUUAUUUGAUCUAAUAGAAGUUUCGUAAUGGUUAGGUUGUUAUGAAUGAACUGAUAUAAGUGGACGGAAGUGGCAUUUCGGCAAGUUACAUAAAAACAUCUUUAUAUCGGAGUUGUGCCUGUUGUCAAAGAGAUAGAGGAUUCAUCAUGGAUAUAACACGUUUUAACAUGGACAUUACCAUUGAGGGCUUCCACCAUUUUAAAGUAGUCAACUGGGUGAGGAUUCCUAUGAGUUGGAAGCAAUCAGCAAAUGAAGAAGAAUAAAAUUGACUACUUUAAAAUCGAGAUAGCCUCAAUGGCGCUGCCCAGGCAGUCACAGAUGGUAUUAUGGCACAGAUACAAAGAUGAGUCUUUUAUCUAUCUCUAUCUGCCCUCUCACUGGUGUGGCGUACCGUGGCAAGCCACCAGGGGGAGACUCGUCGAGGCCUGGUGACAGAUGGAGUCUACAUCACGCGGCGGUGGCUCCCUCUGCUGGACGUGCCAGGUCUCGACGGGUCGUCCGGACAGGACUAUUUGGUGCUGAUUGAGGCUGGCCUGAGGACGGAGAGAUCCACCCAGAGAUCUGCAGGCUCUUCAUCCAGCUGCAGUGCUGUCUGGAGAUGUACAUCACGGAGAUGCUCAAGUCUGUCUGUCUGCUGGGGUCCCUGCAGCUCCACAGGAAAGGGAAGGAUUCCUGUGGGCCUUCCAGGAUUGACAGUAAGGUGGAUGAGACCUCAGACAUACCCAUUCUAGAAGACACCUCCUCCUCCCCAAUGGACUGUCAUCAGCUCUGCUGGCUAGUCGCCACAGACAUAGACAAUACUGAGAGGGACAUGAGAGAGAUGAAGAACCUUCUCAGCAAACUCAGGGAGACGAUGCCUUUACCAUUGAAGAACCAAGAUGACAGCAGCUUGCUGAACCUGACUCCUUACCCACUGGUCGGACAGAGAAAGAGGCGGUUCUUUGGGCUCUGUUGCCUGGUAACCAGCUAAGGGCUCCACCCUCCUGGGUUGAAGGCGGCAACAGUAACGCUUUACUUGAAGUGUUGUUCAUGGCACAACCAUAACAUUGUCCAAAGAACAUUGUAAAGUGUCAUAAGACAUGCCAAAAUGUGACAAUUUUUUUAUAAAAGCUUAUGUUAACUGGAAUAACUUAUAUUUGCCUUUCAUGACCAAUAUAUUUAUUUGCUUUAUGACAUAGUGUCGUAAGAUAUUGACAGUUGUCAUAACAGUGCCCCAUAACGGAAAUAGCAUAGUAUGUCAUGUUUUGGAAUGUGUUAUGACACUUUAAGAUACGCUUAUGACACUGUUAUGGAUGUGUCAUGAACAACACAUCAAGUAAAGCGUUACUAUGGCAGCAAAGACACCAUUAACCACAAUCCUUCACCACUUGUGUCUCCCACCGAUCUAUUACUGCCAUUUCCAAUAUUCAACACAGUUCUCUCUUUUGUUGAAAAGGCUACCUACCCCAUUUUAUAAUUUUAUUUUGUAAUACAAAGAUGAAUUGUAAUUGCAAUGUAAUGAAACGAAUAGUCAUAAACAUAUAUUUUAAAUGUAUUACAACUGAUUUUCCUUUUAUUUGGUAAAUGGAGUCCAACAUUUUGUUUGUCAGAGGUUUUCGGGAGAGAGAAAGACCAUUUGACACAGUAUGCAGGUUUCCAUUGACCCAGGUUUAUUCUACAAAAGCAAUGUCGCAAAAGAAAGUAUUGCGACGUGUAACGUAAAAGGCAGAUAUUGUCCUGACUUUCAAGAAUAUCUGAAAUGCUUCGCCUUGCUUUUCUGGUUGUCAGGCAAGUUUCACCAUCCAAUUAUUUCAUAUCUACAGGAGUGCAAGUUUCGCCAUGCGAAUUAUUAGAAUAUGGCAAAUAUUAGUAAAUGAUUGCAUUCUAUCUAUGCUGGCUUUUGCGGGCUACCUGAGACAUGAAAAAAGUAGGUGGGAGGGCAUACAGGCUGUUGCCAAUUUAUUAAUGUGCAAUUUGCCUAAAUGGGUAAUGGAAACACUUCAACCACUACAUUUUAUUUGACACUGUAUGUUUUAGCAGAAAAAAUAUAUUUUUUAGGUGUGACGUCACUACGUCCAGCUGUUUUUAUCGACACAAGAUAGUUCAAUGGAAACGCACCAUAGCAGGCAAUUGACAAGUUAAUGGAAACUGUCAACAUUUAGUUUCUUCCAUAAAGCUGAAUUGAUGAAUGAAUGUUGUGUGGGACACAAUAUGAUCUGUAAGUUUGUGUCAAAAACAAUGUUACCAAGUAUGACACUUGCAGUAUAUAUGGACACACUACUAGAUAGAAGGUAUUGAGCAGACCAGAGCACAGAAAGUCUGUUGUGUGUUUCGCUCUCUGUUUUCCAUGUCUUGCUGUCCCUGCACUUCCUGUACUGACCUUUAUUUAGUCUUCCAUGAACCAAAAACCUGUACCCAACUUUUACUUUCCAUCUUCAAGGAGGAAUAUACUAUACAAUACUCAAAAAAGAUAAACGUCUUUGCACAUACAAUAUCUAUCUUUUAAAUUGAGACGUUAGAAUUGUAUAUACACAUACUCUCUAAGCGAUGCGCUCUGAAUGAUUUUCGAAGUUGGGAUAGUGUGGUGAAGUCUUGGAUGACAUAAGCAGGUGGCGUCUCCCUCUGUAAGGCACAGUCAGUGCAGGCAGUGGGGACUCAGCAUGGGUCUUGCUUAUUAAUAAUAGAGUUAAAUGUGUAGGGCAUGGAAAAGGUACAGCACUGUAGUCAAAGCUGAAAUAAAAAGCUAUAUGUCAUUUUACAUUGUUAAUAAACUUUUUUAUUUAAA